AUGGCCUACCGCGCGUCGCGAGGAAGGAAGCAAGCCAAGAAGGGCGUCCAGCUCACCAUCAUGGUAGUUGGCGCGUCCGGCACUGGCCGCACGACCUUUGUCAACACUCUUGUUGAGGAGCCGCUCCUCAAGCACCGGUACCAGGAGCUCCUCCGUGACCCCGAGAACCCCCGCUCGGAGAUCGACCCCGUUGUCGCCGAGCAGGUCGCUGCCGAGGCUCACAUUGAGCGCCAGAUCCAGAUCAAGCCCGUCAACUUUGAGCUUGAGGAGGACGGUGUCCGCAUCGCCCUGACCGUCGUCGACACGCCCGGCUUUGGCGAGGGCAUUGACAACGAAAACAACUUCCAGGAGAUUUGCGCCUACCUUGAGCGCCAGUACGAUGACAUUCUCGCCGAGGAGUCGCGUAUCAAGCGUAACCCCCGCUUCCGUGACAACCGUAUUCACGCACUUCUCUACUUUAUCCAGCCCACCGGCCACGCGCUCCGUGAGAUGGACAUUGAGCUCAUGCGCCGCCUCUCGCCUCGCGUCAACGUCCUCCCGGUUAUCGGAAAGGCCGACUCGCUCACGCCCUCGGAGCUCAAGACGUUCAAGAAGCGCAUUAUGGAGGACAUUGAGUACUACAAUAUCCCCGUGUACAACUUCCCGUACGACCCGGAGGAGGACGACGAGGAGACUAUCUCGGACAACCGCGAGCUCCGCGGCCUCCUUCCCUUCGCCAUCGUCGGUGCCGAGGAGGAGAUCAUGAUCGGCGGCGAGGCCGUCCGCGGCCGCCGCUACCCCUGGGGCAUUGUCGAGGUUGAUAACCCGGACCACUCGGACUUUGGCCGCCUCCGCUCGGCGCUCCUUGGCUCGCACCUCACAGACCUCAAGGAGAUCACCCACGACUUCCUCUACGAGAACUACCGUACCGAGAAGCUCUCGCGCUCGGUCGGUGGGGACGCCGCUGCGGACACGGCCCUCCUCCCCGAGGACAUGGCCAACCAGUCUGUCCGCCUCAAGGAGGAGCAGCUCCGCCGCGAGGAGGAGAAGCUCCGCGAGAUCGAACUCAAGGUCCAGCGCGAGAUCCAGAUCAAGCGCCAGGAGCUGCUUGCCAAGGAGGACAGCCUCAAGGUCCUCGAGGCUCGUCUUGCGCAGCAGAACUCUUCCGGAUACGAGUAG
Messenger RNA from Cutaneotrichosporon cavernicola, 1158 nucleotides. RefSeq lists its product as uncharacterized. Gene Ontology annotation, molecular function: GTP binding; molecular adaptor activity; GTPase activity. Bases 1 to 1158 code for a protein of 385 amino acids. Lineage: Eukaryota; Fungi; Basidiomycota; Tremellomycetes; Trichosporonales; Trichosporonaceae. Gene Ontology annotation, biological process: intracellular protein localization; cytoskeleton-dependent cytokinesis. The transcript is spliced from 5 exons. The record is from RefSeq and is a predicted model, not a curated record. Gene Ontology annotation, cellular component: cytosol; septin complex; cell division site.